Rubroshorea leprosula is the source of this 1897-nucleotide messenger RNA. Lineage: Eukaryota; Viridiplantae; Streptophyta; Magnoliopsida; Malvales; Dipterocarpaceae. The record is from the annotation of a GenBank genome assembly.
UUGCAUGAGAAAGAUGACAAAGACGAGAAGAGGAUCACCCGGGCAAAAUUCUUUCUUAUUGCCUUAGUUUGCAGUUUUUCAUGGUACCUGUUCCCAGGAUACCUCUUCACAACCCUAACAAGCAUCUCAUGGGUUUGCUGGAUUUUCUCCAAGUCUGUAACAGCCCAACAAAUUGGUUCAGGCAUGAGGGGACUUGGAGUUGGUGCCAUAUCACUAGACUGGACUGCAGUGGCAUCCUUUUUGUUCAGCCCGCUCAUUAGCCCAUUCUUUGCUAUUGCCAAUGUUUUUGUGGGCUAUGUGAUGUUAAUAUACAUUGUAAUACCUAUAGCUUACUGGGGUUUAGACUUGUACAGCGCAAGCAGGUUUCCCAUAUUCUCCUCACACUUGUUUACUGCCAAAGGUAAACCCUAUGACAUAACAGCUAUUGUUAAUGACAAGUUUGAGCUAGAUAAAGUGAAGUAUGAGGAGCAUGGACGGAUUUAUUUAAGCAUGUUUUUUGCUCUCACCUACGGGUUUGGUUUUGCUACCAUUGCCUCCACGCUUACACAUGUUGGUCUCUUCUAUGGAAGGGAGAUAUAUGAGCGCUAUUGUGCUUCUUACAAAGGCAAGGAGGAUAUCCAUACAAAAUUGAUGAGAAAAUACAAGGACAUACCUUCCUGGUGGUUUCACAUUCUCCUUGCUGUGACUGUAGCAGUUUCUCUUUUACUUUGCAUCUUCCUGAAUAGACAGGUUCAGUUGCCAUGGUGGGGACUCCUCUUUGCCAGUGUCAUGGCAUUUGUUUUCACACUUCCGAUCAGUAUCAUAACUGCCACAACAAACCAGACACCAGGUUUGAACAUAAUUACAGAGUAUGUAAUGGGCAUCAUAUAUCCGGGAAGGCCUAUUGCAAAUGUAUGCUUCAAAACCUAUGGGUACAUGAGCAUGGCCCAAGCAGUCUCCUUCCUCAAUGAUUUCAAGCUGGGACACUAUAUGAAGAUCCCUCCAAGAUCCAUGUUCUUAGUUCAGUUCAUAGGAACAGUUCUUGCUGGAACAAUCAACCUUGCAGUUGCAUGGUGGUUACUGAGCUCUAUCCAUAAUAUAUGCCAUGAUGAUCUCCUUCCCCCUGACAGUCCCUGGACAUGUCCUGGUGACAGAGUCUUUUUUGAUGCAUCAGUAAUAUGGGGUUUACUUGGUCCCAAAAGAAUCUUUGGAUCUGAAGGCAACUAUCCAGCAAUGAAUUGGUUCUUCCUGGGAGGUGCACUAGGACCCAUCAUAGUUUGGUUGCUGUACAGGACAUUCCCCAAGCAAUCUUGGAUUCCCCUAAUUAAUCUUCCAGUACUUCUUGGAGCAACAGGAAGUAUGCCACCAGCAACAGCAGUAAACUACAAUUCCUGGAUCCUAGUUGGAACUAUUUUCAACUUUUUCAUUUUCCGUUACCGAAAGCAGUGGUGGCAAAGGUACAACUACAUUCUCUCAGCAGCUCUUGAUGCUGGGGUGGCUUUCAUGGCAGUAGUAUUGUACUUUGCAGUGGGCUUGGAAAAUAAAAGUGUGACUUGGUGGGGAACAAAUGGUGAACACUGUGACUUGGCAAAAUGUCCAGCAGCCAAGGGAAUAGCAGUUGAUGGUUGUCCAGUGAAGUAAUAAUGGAAGUACAAUAGCAGUUGAUGGUUGUCCAGUGAAGUAAUAUUCUAUGUAUUCCUCUUUUAUAAGUAUUCCUCUUUUAUGUGUCUCCUCUGUCAAAUGUUGGACAGCAUAGAACUAGCAAGCAUUAAAGCACUUCAGUUAAUGAAAUCAAGCAUAGCAGAAAUCUGUGAUAAAUGAUAGAUAUUGCUAAUAAAAGCUUCCCCUUACAUUCAGCUGCAUCCUCUAAAAUCUGUCCUUCAAUUUAAGAGCAAGCUGUGAGCAACUUUUCAUCCAU